AUGUCGGCCAUUCCCAAGCUCGCUCUCUCUCGCCUCACUUUUGUCUACUGCGAGCUCAAGUUCUCAGAAGAAGACAAGCUUGCGAAAGCAGUUUUGGAUGUCUUGAAAAACGUCGGCAGUGAGAGUAGCGUGCUCAGUCUGGCCCCGAAAGGAACAGUCACUACUCACGAUGAGAAGAAGCAAAGCUUUGAAUGCGCAUUACGAUAUCUCGCGGGCGCCUGUGUCGAGUGCGAACGUCAAGGCAAUAUAGUUAUGGUACAAGUUUGCAAGAGUCUCGGGAAGAAGUUUUGUGGGAGGAAGAAGUUCAAAAUGGUUCUUGAUACAGCCAGGGAAGUUCCUGACAUUGCGAUCGACUCUUCUGAUGGGACUAGAGGCAAGUUAUCUUCUUAA
Neoarthrinium moseri is the source of this 390-nucleotide messenger RNA. RefSeq lists its product as uncharacterized. The transcript has a single exon. Bases 1 to 390 code for a protein of 129 amino acids. The record is from RefSeq and is a predicted model, not a curated record. Lineage: Eukaryota; Fungi; Ascomycota; Sordariomycetes; Amphisphaeriales; Apiosporaceae.